AAUUCACAAGAAGCCGACACAACAAGUCUCUCAGUUCAUUUGAGAUUGAGGCUUGGACAUGGACAGCAAAGUUGCCAAGGUAAUAAUAAUGCAAAAGUCUGAGAACCGGAUUUAAUCUUUAGGUUAAUAUGAACCCCGUUAAACCCUUAAAAGAGUGAAUAGUGAAGUCUGGGUAAAGUGAAGAGCGACUUCAACCAGUCUCGCACAGCUCAUUUUUGUUAUUGAUCCAGAGUCUCACCAUGCCAAGUGGAGUCUUGGGCCGUCUUAGUGCAUUGACAUUGAGUAUACAGCAGCUGGGUCAGUUACCACACUUGUCAAACUGGCUGCCCCGUCUACCUUUGCCUCAAGCCACCGUACUCGCCUCUGAUGUGCCAAGCCUGUUUCGUGAGCCCUACAUCUUGUCUGGCUAUCGUCCUGUGCGUCAGGAAUGGCUGAGCUACUUCUGUAGCCUCUUUCAAUGUCACAACGAGUCGCUCAAUGUAUGGACACACCUUCUGGCGAUCCCUGCGCUCCUACUUCACUUUUCUUUCGGGGCAUCGGGGCUAACGCUCAAUGUGGCGUCUUUGCCUCUGUUUUUGUACAUGUUGUCGUCACUUACCUACCUCAGUUUCAGCGUGGCCGCCCACCUGCUUCAGUCACACUCUGAGCUGGCCCAUUACUCACUCUUUUUCGUAGACUACGUCGGCGUAGCUGUUUACCAAUAUGGCUGUGCACUAGGCCACUAUUUUUACUGUUCUGAGCCAGAAUGGAGACACAGCCCAGUGGGAGCUUUGUUUCUACCCGGUGCCGCGGUGCUGGCCUGGUUGUCCUGCGCCAGUUGCUGCUACGCCAAAUUCCGUUACCGCCGUCCAUACCCCCUCCACCGCAAGAUCUGCCAGAUCAUUCCCACCAGCCUGGCUUACUUGCUCGACAUAAGCCCCGUUGCUCACCGCCUGGUCACCAGAUCUUGGGACGAGCCAGUGUUGGUGUUUCACGCCCUGCAAGUGGUGUUUUUUGUGUUAUCGGCUCUGUUUUUCUCUUGCCCAGUUCCUGAGCGCUUCUUUCCAGGGAGAUGUGACAUUGUGGGCCACGGACAUCAGAUCUUCCACAUCUUCCUGGCCAUGUGUACUAUGUGCCAGCUGGAAGCAAUAUUUAGAGAUUAUCUGGUGCAUCAGCAGUCUGGAGAAGGUGUGCAUGGAGAACACUUCAUUUUACUAGCUGGAGGAUCCUUCUUCUUAUUGGUGCUGUGCUGUGUUCUGACUGCGGUUCUAAUGACAGGAGCUGUGCAAAGACAGCUGAAGAAAAAAGACUGCAAAACAUUUUGAGAAGAUUUGAUUUUGUUAGUUAUACAGUACCACAAUGCAUUUAUUAAUAUAUUUUAGUGGAUUUAUUAUGAGAAUUGUGAUGUCUCUUUCUUUCUCUUUCUUUUUUUACUUUAAAAGUCCCACAAUCACAUUUUGAAAUCACACACUUUCACAAGAAAUGGUAAAGCUGUCACACAGGCGAUAUGUACACUGUAGGCAUGAAUAUUAAAGGGGUGUAUCCUUUAUUGGGUAAAUAAAGUACAAAGGUGUAACUUUUUAAAGGGUAGCACCCCAGUGACAGCUUUUGUACCAUUUAUCUGAAAUGGCAGAUAUCAGUCUCAGGGAAGCAUUUUACUUUUCUAACUAUACUUUUACAAACAAACAGAAAUACUAAGCGGGGAUUUCCCCACAAAUGAAUUCACUGCUGACUGAGUAUAAUCUACCACUUAGCCGACAUUCCUCUCAAAUCCAGAACUCUAUGGCCUGGCCUAUUUACUUGAAAACUCAAAAACAUUCAAGUUAUUUUGCACUCAGUGGGAAAUUCAGUUUAAACCCGGUGCCUUAGAAACUGCUUUGGACUUUUGA
Pimephales promelas (fathead minnow) is the source of this 1868-nucleotide messenger RNA. RefSeq names its product progestin and adipoQ receptor family member VIII (gene paqr8). Gene Ontology annotation, cellular component: plasma membrane. The record is from RefSeq and is a predicted model, not a curated record. Gene Ontology annotation, molecular function: steroid binding; nuclear steroid receptor activity. NCBI's taxonomy places the organism in Eukaryota, Metazoa, Chordata, Actinopteri, Cypriniformes, Leuciscidae. Gene Ontology annotation, biological process: response to steroid hormone.